Triticum urartu is the source of this 1432-nucleotide messenger RNA. RefSeq names its product ubiquinol oxidase 1a, mitochondrial. Lineage: Eukaryota; Viridiplantae; Streptophyta; Magnoliopsida; Poales; Poaceae. The record is from RefSeq and is a predicted model, not a curated record. Gene Ontology annotation, biological process: alternative respiration. Gene Ontology annotation, cellular component: mitochondrion. Gene Ontology annotation, molecular function: alternative oxidase activity.
CCAUUCGCAACCCGCAACCCCCCAACCCCACCCCAACCACCCACCGCAGCAACAAGGGCAAGCGUGCGUCAACAUCAGACGACGGCCCGUCCCGGAUUGUGAUUCGCGGAGGCGUUCCUCGGCGCCCAGAUGAGCUCCCGGAUGGCCGGAUCGGUCCUCCUCCGCCGCGCCGGCGCCGGCGCCGGCCGCCUCUUCGCCACCACCCCGUCUCCGGCGGCCAGGACCGCCCUCGGUGGAGGUGAGGGCGCGUGGGUGCGGAUGAUGUCCACCUCCGCGGCCUCGCAGGUCAAGGACGAGGCGGCCAAGGCGGUCAAGGCGGAGGCGGCCAAGGGCGACGGGGAGAAGAAGGAGGUGGCCAUCAGCAGCUACUGGGGGAUCGAGCAGUCGAAGAAGCUGGUGCGCGAGGACGGCACCGAGUGGAAGUGGUCUUGCUUCAGGCCAUGGGAGACGUACACCGCGGACACGUCGAUCGAUCUGACCAAGCACCACGUGCCCAACACGAUGCUCGACAAGAUCGCCUACUACACCGUCAAGUCCCUGCGCUUCCCCACCGACAUCUUCUUCCAGAGGAGGUAUGGCUGCCGCGCAAUGAUGCUGGAGACUGUCGCCGCAGUGCCGGGGAUGGUGGGCGGCAUGCUCCUCCACCUGCGCUCCCUCCGGCGCUUCGAGCAGAGCGGCGGGUGGAUCCGCGCGCUGCUGGAGGAGGCCGAGAACGAGCGCAUGCAUCUCAUGACCUUCAUGGAGGUGGCGCAGCCGAGGUGGUACGAGCGCGCCCUCGUCAUCGCCGUCCAGGGCGUCUUCUUCAACGCCUACUUCUUCGGCUACCUCAUCUCGCCCAAGUUCGCGCACCGCGUCGUCGGGUACCUGGAGGAGGAGGCCGUCCACUCCUACACCGAGUUCCUCAAGGACCUCGACGACGGCAAGAUCGACAACGUCCCCGCCCCGGCCAUCGCCAUCGACUACUGGCGCCUCCCUGCCAACGCCACCCUCAAGGACGUGGUCACCGUGGUCCGCGCCGACGAGGCUCACCACCGCGACGUCAACCACUUCGCAUCGGACGUGUACUACCAGGGUAUGCAGCUGAAGGCCACCCCGGCGCCGAUCGGAUACCACUGAGGCUGGCCGUGUUCUGCUGAAUUUUGCAUCGCUACUACUACUGCCACCAAGCAAAUGAGUGUUUCGUUUUGAAGGCAGAGGAAAUGAGAGCUCUUUAGCUGUAUAGGAUGUUGCAAUUGUUGCUCGUUUGGUAACCAUUGAGUACUGAGAAAUAAGCAGUGUGCUUGUCAGUUACGUAUCUAGGAUAUUGUUGAACCACCAUUUCGCUCUAAGAUGAACCUAUUUGGCGUACGCCACAAUGUCUUCGUUAUCAGACCACCAUUCAUCUACCUCCCUAUGUACAUAUACCCUAUUUGAAUAUUCUUCCUUUUCCUUA